Molecule: messenger RNA, 1752 nt
Organism: Penicillium verhagenii
Lineage: Eukaryota; Fungi; Ascomycota; Eurotiomycetes; Eurotiales; Aspergillaceae
Product: kleisin alpha
Exons: 2
Coding region: 1-1752 (583 amino acids)
Biological process (GO): synaptonemal complex assembly; replication-born double-strand break repair via sister chromatid exchange; mitotic sister chromatid cohesion
Cellular component (GO): synaptonemal complex; cohesin complex
Molecular function (GO): protein binding; chromatin binding
Source: RefSeq, a predicted model, not a curated record
AUGUUCUAUUCGGAGACCCUUCUAUCUAAGACGGGCCCGCUGGCCCGCGUGUGGCUGUCGGCCAACAUCGAGCGCAAACUGUCCAAGUCGCACAUCCUCCAAUCUGACAUUGAAAGCAGUGUCAAUGCAAUUGUCGAUCAGGGCCAAGCGCCCAUGGCUUUGCGACUGAGUGGACAGCUGUUGCUUGGUGUUGUGCGUAUCUACAGCCGUAAAGCUCGCUAUCUUUUGGAUGAUUGCAAUGAAGCCUUAAUGAAGAUCAAAAUGGCCUUCCGCCUCACAAAUAACAACGACUUGACAUCUACAGUGGUGGCGCCUGGUGGUAUCACUCUGCCCGAUGUGCUGACCGAAUCCGACCUGUUUACAAACUUGGAUACAUCUCUGCUAUUCCCCCAAAACUUGGAACUGGAGCCCGCAGGAAAACAGCCUGGUGGAAUGGAUUUCGGUAGCCAGCUCCUAGGAGAUAGCAGUUUCCGUCGAUCUAUGUCUCAGGAACCCCUCCGUCUGGAAGACCCUUCGUUGGUUGAUCUCGAUAUUGGUGAACCUUUUGGAGAUGAUACUACUAUGGAAAUUGGUCGAGAUGCUCCUGCUCCUCGACCUAUGGAAGAAGAUUUGCACAGUGACUCCGGAAAGCUCAUUGAUAAUGAUGACUUGGCUCUCGAUAUCGGCGACGAUGGUGCUCCGUUGGAUAACAUGGAUAUUGACGAUGACCACCACAUGAAUGAUCUAAUUGAUGACGCUCCAAUGGACUUUGGAGGCGAAGACGAUUUCGGGGGUCAAACCCCGCGCGCAAAUGACGACCGAUUCAACCGUGAUACCGAAAGCCCUCUUUCCGAUGCCGGAUCCGUUCAAAUGCAUCAACUUGAAGAGGAAUACAACCGGGAUAUCUCUGCCACACCCAAAGCUGCUGCUGCCCAGCACGCUCAGCGUGCCAAGCGCGCGAAGCUCGAGGAGCGCAUCCCCGCAGACAAAGAAGCGAAAUUCUCUAACAGUCAGGUCAAGCAACAGCAAGCUGAUCGCUCUGCUAUUAUCAAGCCCGCAACUUUCCUGCCUCGUGACCCCGUUCUUCUCACCCUGAUGACCCGCCAACAGAAUGGUGACUUUGUUUCCAGCAUCUUUGGCGAGGAUCGCGGCCGCGGAUGGGCUCCUGAGCUGCGCUCGCUGUUGUCUCUAGACUCUGUGAAGAAGGCUGGCGAGCUGAAGAGAAAGCGUGACAGUGGUAUCUCUGACAUGGAUGUGGAAGCUGCUGGUUUCCCUCAAUUGGAACUCGGCGAUGACGAAGCUAUUGUUGCCCUCGAUGAGGGUAUUGGUCUUGACACUUCUCUCAACCAGCGGUCUGAAAUCGAUUUCCCCGGCGAUGAAACUCACGAUCUGAACCUCAGUGAAGAUGAUGGCAUGGAUGCACCUUUGGAUGAAAUGGACGACACCAUUCGUCCUAUGGACAACGAGCCUGUGUCCAUUGGCACCAAGCACGCCGUUCACAUUCUCCGCGAGCAGCUGGGUGACCCUGUUUCUUCUCAGAAGAAGAGUGUGGUCUUCCAGGAUCUCAUUCCCGAGCAGCGCUCCAGCAAGGCCGAUGCUACCAAGAUGUUCUUUGAGAUCUUGGUAUUGGCUACCAAGGAUGCCGUCAAGGUCGACCAGGCCUCCAAGUCAAUUGGCGGUCCUCUCAAGAUCCGUGGCAAGCAGGCACUCUGGGGCUCCUGGGCCGAGGAGAAUGCUGCUGGUGCUGCCAGCCAGCUGAGCCAGGUUCUGUAA